UAAACAGAGGCCGGUUACCGUUUCUUUCCUCUUGUCUCCCCAAUUCCCGAGGUCACUCUUUCUGUUAUCCUUGACGGAAAACCGGGGAAGGAGACGCCGAACGCCGUGGAAGCUUCGGGACUCCUCCUCCUCUCGGGGAUUCGUACCCUCGCCGUCCCCUCCGCCCCCCAAAAGGUGAUCACAUCCGUUUUCUAGUUUUACGGUUAGGGUUUCCGUUUCUCUCCUCUCCACUCACCCCCCUUUCUUCUCUCCCUUUCGCCAUCUCUCGGAUCCGUCCGUGGUUAGAUGUCUCUGAUCUCUUUGAUUCGGCCUUUUCCUCCCGUCUUGGGAGGAUUUCGUGGGAUUCUAUAGCCAAGAUCGAUAAAGAUCUUGCCUUCGUUGUUUUCUUUUUUUUUUCUCAAGUCCGAUUCUCUGGAUUCCGGGUUCUAGGUUUUGUUUUCUAUUUCUUUGGAGUCGCUGAUUCUACGGGGUUUCAAAUCAUAAAGGAAAACAAUUUUCUUGGUUGAAAGUAGGGUUUUUGCUUUCUUGGGGGGGAUUGACUAAGGGUUCUUUGAAUUGAAUUGAUAGGGUUUUUGCUCUUUUUUUUUUUUUGGGGGGGGGGGGGGGGGGGGAUUGACUAUGGGUUCUUUGAAUUGAUUUGAAUUGAUAGGGGUUUGGUGGUCAUGGAAUGGAUUUAUGAGGAUUUUUAUUGGGAUGCUGUUCCUGGAUGUGUUGGAAUUCUGAAGCCCGCCAGAUAGAUAGGGUGCAGAGGAGGAGGAGGAGGAGGAGGAGGAGGUGAUAAUUAAGAACAGCCGCGAUGGAGGAGCCCCUCCUCACUACCUUGUCCAUGGAGAACCUCCACCCCUCCACCCUCCUCUCCAUGGACCCCAGUGGCGGUGCCCCUCAGCCGGCCGUCGCCUCCUCCGCCUCCACCUCCGUUCACGAGGACUGCGAUCGGGAGCUCAUGAUCCAGCAGCGCCAGCAGAUGGUUCUCCCGGGCCCGCCCGACAUCAACCUCCCCCUCUCGGCUGAGCGCUCCCCUCCGCCGCAAUCAUGGAGCUCCGACCCCUGCGACAUCCUCGACGUCGGCCUCGGCCCCCAGAUCUACGACACAGAGGCCGUCCUCAGCCUCCCCAAGGCCGGUUGCAGCGCCACCGCGGUUGCCGCUGCGGCCGGCGCCAGGAAAUGCGCCAAGAGAGGUGACAGCAUCUGGGGCGCUUGGUUCUUCUUCAAUUUCUACUUCAGGCCGGUGCUCUCUGAGAAAUCCAAAGCCAAGAUCAUCCGGGAUGCAAACGGUGUUUCGGGCUUCGACAAGUCCGACCUCCGGCUCGAUGUGUUCAUGGUCCAGCAUGACAUGGAGAACAUGUACAUGUGGGUCUUCAAGGAGCGGCCGGAGAAUGCUCUUGGCAAGAUGCAGCUGCGGAGCUUCAUGAACGGGCACUCCCGCCUCGGGGAGCCCCAAUUCCCUUUCAGCGUCGACAAGGGCUUUGUCCGUUCCCACCGGAUGCAGCGCAAGCAGUACAGGGGCCUGUCAAACCCGCAGUGCGUGCAUGGGAUCGAGGUCGUAAGGUCACCUAAUCUCUCAGUGGUCUCUGAGGCUGACCGCAAGAAGUGGACGGAGCUCACGGGUAGGGACCUCAGUUUCUCAAUCCCUCUAGAGGCCAGCGAUUUCGGGUCAUGGAGGAAUCUUCCCAACACUGACUUCGAGCUCGAGAGACCGCUUCCAUCCUUGAAGAGCUCUCCGCAUCCCCAUCCAAGGAGGUUGCUUAAUGGCUCGGGUCUGAAUUUAUCAACACACUCAUCAUUGAAUCAUUCUGGUGGGGAUGUUAUGGAUGUCUCCAAUAUGUGCACUAAGCGUAGGAAGGACUUCUUCCCGCACGGGGCGGACGAGGAUUGUUGCUUGCUGAAUAAUUCUUAUCCAGACAGGUCCCAAGAUAUCGACAUGCAUCCAGUCGAACCAGUACCAUGGCUAAAUGAGUUUAGUGGUGUGAUGAGGCAUGCGUAUGGACCCGUGACUGCAGCAAAGUCUAUAUAUGAGGAUGAUGAGGGGUACCUGAUAGUAGUUAGCUUGCCUUUCUCUGAUCAACAGAGGGUGAAGGUCUCCUGGAGGAACAGUCUUACUCAUGGGAUAGUGAAGAUAUCAUGUGUUAGCACUGCUCGUAAUCUUUAUAUAAAGAGACAUGAUAGAACUUUCAAGCUGACUGACCCUUCUCCUGAGCACUGUCCACCAGGGGAGUUUGUAAGAGAAAUACCUCUGGCAACACGCAUUCCCGAAGAUGCUAAAUUAGAAGCAUACUAUGAUGAAUCUGGCACUGUGCUUGAGAUAAUGGUCCCUAAGCACCGCAUUGAACCAGAAGAGCAUGAAGUUCAUGUCUGCAUGCGCCCGCCUCAUCUUGGGGCAAAUGAACUUCUGUUGACUUGAAAAGGCGAGGAUUUUUUGUGUGUAUGGGUGGUUGCCAUGGUCUGUUUCCAUUGUUUUCUGACUUUGUACCAUGAAAGGAAACCGUUGAAAUGAAGGUGCACCCUUACCAUGCACACUUCCUUUUGUAACCUGGCUUUGCUGACUGACUGCUUUGGUGCUCUAUCAUGUUUUGCUGUUGGGAUCACAUCAGAGCUACUCGCACACUUGAGGCUCGAAAAGGCAAAUGGAAUAAGUUUCUUCAUCUUUGCGCCAUGGAUAUGCUGGCAUUCGUCAUGCCACUAAGUGUUAAACGGAACAUGAUGAGCCAAGAUUUGUAUAUACAUUCAUAUUUGGAAAUGUAGUAAGAAAGUUUGUUUAUGUGAUGUUGGAAUUUUUUGAAAGAAUUAUCUCCUUUUGUUUUGUUUAUUUGGUGGAAACAAGAUGGUAAAUGUGCUGGGAUUUUUUUGAAGGAUUUCUCUCUCCUGAUGGAACCAAAUGAUGAAUAUCACCUUGAAUUUGAUGCUUA
Messenger RNA from Phoenix dactylifera (date palm), 2906 nucleotides. RefSeq lists its product as uncharacterized. The record is from RefSeq and is a predicted model, not a curated record. NCBI's taxonomy places the organism in Eukaryota, Viridiplantae, Streptophyta, Magnoliopsida, Arecales, Arecaceae.